This is a messenger RNA of Vollenhovia emeryi, 2024 nucleotides long. RefSeq lists its product as uncharacterized. NCBI's taxonomy places the organism in Eukaryota, Metazoa, Arthropoda, Insecta, Hymenoptera, Formicidae. The record is from RefSeq and is a predicted model, not a curated record. The transcript is spliced from 3 exons. The coding region runs from base 1344 to 2000 and encodes 218 amino acids.
CCUCGCGCCUGCGUCAAUUCCGUAUCUUACAAUAUAGUGAAAAUGCUAAAAGUGAGUGGCUUUGUCUCCUUCCAACUGUCCUCUUAGAAAGAGACAAAACCGCUCACCUUUAGCAUUUUCACUGUAGCGCAAGAUACAGAAUUGACCCCAGGAUGAUCGCCGAUUACGCGGCGUCCAGAACUCGAGUGCUCGCUCGUUUGGCAAUUUGACACGUUCGGACCUCGGGAACCAUCGGUGAAAACAAUCAAACCGCGUUAAUUUCUAAUGUACGCAUGCCGAGUGUUCCUUUUAAUUUUGUCAAACUUAUCUCGGGCUAUUUAAAUAAGUAGAAUUUUUUGUGAUAAAGAAAGUCGUAGGUUUUGGAAUUUUUGGGGAAUUCUUCAACCGAAUGUGGAGAAACACAAAGCUUCUUCAACUCUGUCUUUGGAUUGUCUGAAAGUAGUUUUUCGCAGUACAAAAACUACUAAAUUAUUUCAUCAAGAAGAUUAGCAGAGUGUUACAAAAGUAGAUUUGUCGGAGUUUAAGUUUCUUUCGACACGACUCAGACGCGAAAGGCGCGGGCUUCGAGAGAUCGUGUUACGCUACUGGUGAGCGCAAAGCGCGAGGUGUUGCGAGAUCACUCGCGCGAAAGUUCACAGGUGUCACGAAGUACAAUUUUUAAGACAUACACAGCAGGCUAAGUGGCGCUGCCAAAGCCUUUCUUGUUUUUAAAUAAAGAGACAUUCCUAGUUCAAGUAGUGAUGAAAGAUAGAGGAAUAAACUCGCAUUAAAACGUAUGUACACACGUACGUGCAUACAUGUUACAAUACAAUAUUGCGAGAUUAGUCCCCGCGUAGCAAAGACUCUCGAGGGCAUCGCGCUUCUAAAUACGAGAAUUUCGGCCGAUUCGUCCGACAUCGAACGUUGCUACGAUUGAACCAAUCGACGUCAACAAGUCAACUGUUGUAUAUCUUCCGAUGAAAAUAUCACGACGACGAUUUGUCGCUUACGAGUAUACAGUACAGACGAGUGUGCGAAAGUGAAAUUUCCUUUUGUAUUCAUAUGUCCAUAAUCAAUAUCUUCCUUUUGUGUAAUCGAUCGUAAGUUCUCGAACGAAGACAAAACAGCCUCCUAGUGAGAGAGGGAGAUCGAAAAGGUGCCUAUUAGACGGCUCCCAAACAACACAAAAGAAAACUAGAACACCCUUGAGAGCAUCAAAAUAAAGAUAAGAUCCUAUAAUUGUAAGAAGAAAUUGAAGAAUAAAACAUUAGCAUUAAUUAAGUUUUACGAGAGCAAACCGAACUCAAAAACAUUCAAAGGAAUAUCAAGAGAUUAUUAGAAAGAAAAACUUGAUUACUGAUGCAAUGUCGGAAAUUUUGAACAUGACCAGCAAAAAUAUGAAAACAAUCCACAUAGAAAAUGCAGAAGAAUGCGUUAAUAUAACUGAAAAAGGUAAGUCACAUAAUUUGAAUUCCACAGCAGAAGAGACACUUCCUAAACAGACAUUAGUAGAUACAGGUUGUCGGGUGGAUGUAACUAGUAAUGAGGAUCGCAACAAUACUGAAAAGAAGUUGAAAGAAAAUACUUGGGAUAUUGUAGUAACAACUUCGCCGGAGGUACAAAUGUCUCUAUCAAAAGAAAAAGCUGCUCAGACUGAUGAUAUUGAGGACGAUAGGGCAAAAAAACUUGAACAACUAAACAAUACGAAGGAGACACCUGAAAAAGAAUUAACACUGGCUACAGAAGAGACUCUGCUUAACUCCAAUGCGGCUUCCAAACAGAAUAUUGCACACGACGAGUGUGAGAUUGAUGAAAUUGAUCAAGAAUUGGAAAAGAAUUCCCCAAUCGCAAAGGACAAUGCUAGAGGCAAAUUAACACGGACGAAAGAAAAGCUUUCCAAAAAGAAGCAGAAUCUAAAAAAACUGGAAAUACAUUUAGAAAAUUUGGAGAAAAGAAUCGCAAAACUAUUGAAUUUUCUGGAACAGAAGGAUGCGGAAACGCGGCUGGUUGAAAAUGCAUAAUCACGGAAUAUAAACGACGAACUA